AUGUGGGGGGACCGGAGGGUAGGGCAGCCAUCGCUGCUGUGGCCGUCGCUGCUGCUGCUGUUCUCGCUGCUGUCGCGGGGCUGGGCGCUGCACCCCGAAGAGCUCUUCCCCUACGGGGAGUCUCGGGGAGACCAGCUGCUGCAGGAAGGCGACGACGAAAGCUCCGCGGCGGUGAGGCUGGCCGCGCCCCUGCGCUUCUACGACGCCCGGUUCGGCCACCUCUACGUGGGCACCAAUGGCAUCAUCUCCACCCAGGACUUCCCCAGGGAGACCCAAUACGUGGACGACGAUUUCCCUACGGACUUUCCGGCCAUCGCCCCCUUCCUGGCUGACAUCGACACCAGCCACGGCCGGGGCCGCGUCCUGUACCGCCAGGACACCUCCCCGGCCGUGCUGAGCCUGGCAGCCCGCUACGUGCGCCGAGGCUUCCCGCGCUCGGCGGCCGCCUUCGCCCCGACCCACGCCUUCCUGGCCACCUGGGAGCACGUGGGCGCCUACGAGGAGGUCCGGCGGGGGGCUCCGCCCUCGGGCGAGCUGAACACUUUCCAGGCAGUUCUGGCAUCUGAUGAGUCGGAUACCUACGCCCUCUUUCUAUAUCCCAUCAAUGGUCUUCAAUUCUUUGGAACCCGCCCCAAAGAAUCCUAUAAUGUCCAGCUCCAGCUUCCAGCUCGGGUGGGCUUUUGCCGAGGCGAGUCUGAGGACCUGAAGAGAGAAGGAUCAUAUUUCAGCUUGACUAGCAAUGAACAGUCUGUGAAAAACCUCUACCAACAAAGCAACCUGGGGAUUCCUGGGGUGUGGGCAUUUCAUAUUGGCAGCAGAUUCCCUCUGGACAAUGUGAGGCCAGCCACAGUUGGAGGAGACCUUUCCACAGCUCACUCUUCAGCUCCCCUGCAACAUUCUUUUAGCCACGCUGCAGCCUUGGAAGGUGACUAUACUGAGGACAAUUUGGAUUAUUACGAUGAGAAUGAGGAGGAAGUUGAAUACCCCCCAGGUUUGCCAGAGGAGGCACCAAACGGCCACAGCAGAACUGAUGUGUCCUUCCACAGGAAAACUGAUGCAGGCCCUUUAGCAGAACUGACCACUCUGGACCCUCAGACCAAAGAGGGUGCCUCCCUGGAGGAGGUAGAGACCCCGGAUUUAAAAGGCCAAGCAGAACCUUUGGACCAGACAGGGGCUAGAAGCCCAUCUCCACCAGAGGCCAAUAGAGGGUCACUGGCUCCCCCACUGGAAGGCCCACCACCCUACCCUGGGCACAGCGAAGGGGCGGUACCUUCAGAACCGGAUGUUCCUGCAGCCCCUCCGGAAGGGGAAAUCAUCCUUCCUGGUCACCCAGUGCCAGACCACACACCGCCCCUGAGUCAAGGGAGGUAUGUGGUAGGAAUGGAGGACAUCAGUUCCAAUGCUGAGGUCUUCACCUACAAUGCUGGCCGCCAGGAGACCUGCGAACACAGCCAUGAUCAAUGCUCUCGGCAUGCCUUCUGCACCGACUAUGCCACCGGCUUUUGCUGCCACUGCCAAUCUAGGUUCUACGGAAAUGGGAAACACUGCUUACCAGAAGGGGCACCUCACCGGGUCAAUGGAAAAGUGAGUGGUCACCUCCGUGUGGGCCCCACGCCCGUGCACUUUACUGAUGUGGACCUGCAUGCUUACAUCGUGGGCAAUGAUGGCAGGGCCUACACAGCCAUCAGCCAUAUCCCGCAGCCAGCGGCCCAAGCCCUUCUCCCCCUCACGCCAAUCGGAGGCCUGUUUGGUUGGCUCUUUGCUUUGGAAAAGCCAGGCUCUGAAAACGGCUUCAGCCUCACUGGGGCCACCUUUACUCAUGACAUGGAAGUUAUUUUCUACCCAGGAGGGGAGAGGCUUUGCAUCACUCAAACUGCUGAGGGACUUGACCCAGAGAACUAUCUGAGCAUGAGGACCGAUAUCCAAGGCCAGGUGCCCUACAUCCCAGCAAAUUUUACAGCCCACAUGGCUCCCUACAAAGAGCUUUACCAUUACUCAGACUCAGCUGUGACCUCCACUAGUUCCAGAGACUACUCUCUUACUUUGGGUGACAUCAACCAAACAUGGUCAUACCGGAUACACCAGAAUGUCACUUACCAGGUGUGCAGGCAUGCCCCUAGACACCAGGCUGUGCCUGCCACCCAGCAGCUGACAGUGGACCGGAUCUUUGCCUUGUACAAUGAAGAUGAAGGUGUGCUGAGAUUUGCUGUGACCAAUCAGAUUGGCCCUGUUGAAGCAGACUCAGGCCCUGCUCCAGUGAAUCCUUGCCAUGAUGGAAGCCAUGUCUGUGACUCGACAGCACAGUGCCAUGCAGGGACAGGUACAGACUACACCUGUGAGUGUGCACCUGGGUACCAGGGAGAUGGACGGAGUUGUGUAGAUGUAAAUGAAUGUGCAACUGGCUUCCAUCACUGUGGCCCCAAUUCUGUAUGUAUCAACUUGCUGGGAAGCUACAGGUGUGAAUGCCGUAGUGGCUAUGAGCUCGCUGGUGACCAGCGCUCUUGCACCUUGAUUGUCCCACCUCCCAACCCUUGCGAGGAUGGCAGUCACACCUGUGCUGGACAGGCCCGGUGCAUUCACCAUGGGGGGAGCACUUUCAGCUGUGCCUGCCUGCCAGGUUAUACUGGCAGUGGGCACCAGUGUUCUGAUGUUGAUGAAUGUGCAGAAAACAGAUGUCACUCUGCUGCUACUUGCUACAAUACCCCUGGGUCUUUCUCCUGCCGUUGCCAACCUGGAUAUCAUGGAGAUGGAUUUCAGUGCUCACCUGACUCUACCUCAGGCCUGAAGCCCUGUGAACAGCAGCAGCGCUAUGCUCAAGCACAGCACGCCUACCCUGGGUCUCGACUCCACAUCCCCCAGUGCGAUGACCAGGGCAACUUCCUGCCGCUGCAAUGCCACGGCAGCACUGGCUUCUGCUGGUGUGUGGACUCUAAUGGCCACGAAGUCCCUGGCACCCAGACUCCACCUGGCUCUACCCCACCUCACUGUGGCCCACCACCAGAGCCUACCCAGAGGCCUCGGACGGUCUGCGAGCGCUGGAGGGAAAACUUGCUGGAGCACUAUGGUGGCACACCCAGGGAUGACCAGUAUGUGCCCCAGUGUGAUGACCUGGGUCACUUCAUCCCCUUGCAGUGUCAUGGGAAGAGUGACUUCUGCUGGUGUGUGGACAAAGAUGGCAGAGAGGUUCAGGGCACACGCUCUCAGCCAGGCACCACCCCCGCAUGUAUACCCACCGUUGCUCCCCCUAUUGUCCGGCCCACACCACGGCCUGAUGUGACCCCUCCAUCUGUGGGCACCUUCCUGCUUUAUGCUCAGGGCCAGCAGAUCGGCCACUUGCCCCUCAAUGGCACCCAGCUUCAGAAGGAUGCAGCCAAGACCCUGCUGUCUCUGCAUGGGUCCAUAGUUGUGGGACUUGACUAUGACUGCCGGGAGAGGAUGGUCUACUGGACAGAUGUCGCUGGACGGACCAUCAGCCGUGUGAGCUUGGAACCGGGAGCAGAGCCUGAGACUAUUGUUAAUUCAGGUCUGAUUAGCCCUGAAGGACUUGCCAUUGAUCAUUUCCGUAGGACAAUGUACUGGACAGACAGUGGCCUGGAUAAGAUAGAGAGGGCCCAGCUGGAUGGCUCCCAGCGCAAGGUCCUCUUCCACACAGAUCUUGUGAACCCCCGUGCCAUCACUGUGGAUCCAAUCCGAGGCAACUUAUACUGGACAGACUGGAACAGAGAAGCUCCUAAAAUUGAAACAUCUUCUUUAGAUGGAGAAAACCGAAGAAUCUUGGUCAAUAAAGACAUUGGAUUACCCAAUGGAUUAACCUUUGACCCUUUCUCCAAACUCCUCUGCUGGGCAGAUGCAGGAACCAAGAAACUGGAGUGUACACUACCUGAUGGCACUGGGAGGCGUGUAAUCCAGAACAACCUCAACUAUCCCUUCAGUAUCAUCAGCUACGCAGAUCACUUUUACCACACCGACUGGAGAAGGGAUGGUGUGAUAUCAGUGAAUAGACACAGUGGCGAAUUCACGGAUGAGUACCUUCCAGAGCAGCGAUCUCACCUCUACGGAAUAACUGUAGUUUAUCCCUACUGCCCAACAGGAAGAAAAUGACUAUGAAAUCUAAAGGAAGACUUGAAGUUUACAAUCAGCAUCCUGACCCUAAGAAAAUUACUAUAAAGGAAGAGAAAGUGAAAAAGGAAUUAGCCAUUAGAAAUUACUAGAUAUAUAAGAUGAACAUUUUUUAGUGCAACAAGACUAAGUAUAUUUUGUGAAAGUUUAUACCUCAAUCUUUACUACUGUAUUUUUUAAACAAAGGUUAUUUGCAAGCUUACAAAAACGUAAUGAAUUUUAAUAGUUGCUUAUUAAAGCAACUUUUUAUAAACAUAUCAUAUUUUAAAGUUCAAAUUCAUUUAAGAUCCAGUUUGUUUUGGACUCUAAAUCUGAAUUUUGGUAUGGAUUCUUUUUCUGGCCAAGAAACGAAAGCACAUCACCAAUGAUGUAAUGUAGUUAGAGAUUAUGCAGAACUGCUGGGAAAGAACCAACUUAUUUAUAGAUUCCCAGCCAAAGUUAGAUGACUUUUUUUCUUUACCUCUGCAUCAGUGCAUUUCUAUUUAUAUUAAAAGGUGCUACAAUUAAUCAUUUUUAUUUUCUCAUCCCAUAAGUGCCUCUACAAAAGUACCCACUAAAAGUAUUACAUUUAUAAAUACCAAAGAUGUAGCAAUUCUCAAAUUACCUAGAUACUACAAUAAAAUAUUUUAAGUUUUCCUGUG
Molecule: messenger RNA, 4760 nt
Organism: Dipodomys ordii (Ord's kangaroo rat)
Lineage: Eukaryota; Metazoa; Chordata; Mammalia; Rodentia; Heteromyidae
Gene: Nid2
Product: nidogen 2 (osteonidogen)
Exons: 22
Coding region: 1-4101 (1366 amino acids)
Biological process (GO): cell-matrix adhesion
Cellular component (GO): basement membrane
Molecular function (GO): calcium ion binding
Source: RefSeq, a predicted model, not a curated record